UUUCCCUUGGAUCUUUCACAGUUGUUCUUAUUUGAGCCAAAUGGCUUUUCCCACCGACAAAAUCUAUGGAUCAGAACCUCAGCUUUUGAGGAUCAAAUGUCCCGCUCCUGGUUUCGCCUCUGUGUCCUGGAUUGGCACUUGCCCCCCAAUCCCCCAACCACAGCUGCCCCAUCUGAAGAGACCCAGAGUUGUAAACGAAUGCGUCUAGGAAACUCCGCGACUUAAGGAAAGCACGAGGCAUUUCAGAAAUGACGGUGGCGUUUGGGGCCACCUUCCUUUCCACGCUCAAAAAAACGUGCAACCAGAGACUAAAAGCUGCAGUUGACUGAAGGGCUUGAGUCCUCCGACGUUGGCCAUCAGUAGCACCCCAACUUGCACCAUUCCAGAAGAACACGCUCACCCCAAGUUCUGGAAUCCAAGUUGAGCUGCAGCCAGACGGGGAAAAUAUUCCGCUCGAAAAUCUUGCCGUUCUUGGCUUAUUUGCAAUAGACUUGGCCAUGCCAGACUCCGCCUCCCUACCUGUUAGUGCAUUAAAGUGACGUGUCCUAGCCCAGGUGAACAGUCCGUUGCAGAUGGGGAUGGGCAGAGGGCUGGCUUCCUGGGAGAUGGGUCACCUUCUCCUGCUGAGGCCCGGUCUGCGUCUUUUAUGAUCCAUGCCAGGUUGGAACGGUUGAAGGAUGCCAUUGGCACCUGCUUCAGGAUUCCCCAACUUCCAUGGAUCCCAGCAUGUCUAGGCCAAGACCCGGUUGAGCUGACAUCUGAGGAAGAUGAAGACAUAACUAGAGAAACUCUUCAAUUGAGGUCUUUGUUCAAAAAAGGAUCUGUCCUUGGGUUGACGUCGGGCGUUCCUUCUCCUAGGAGAUGAAAGUCUAGUUUCUAGAUCUUUGGUUGCCCCAACCAUGAAGGCCAAAAGCAAAGGAACCAAGCGUCGGAACGCGGUCAGUGAAGAGACUUUAAGCCAAGAACCCACUGAGAGCAGAGAUGAUCUUCUGAAAUAUUCACGGCGCAAGGAAAAGAGGAACAAGGAAAGCCCAAAGGUGACCUCCAAACUUCCUUGGAGCAGCAAAGAUCGGCGCUUGCGGAGGCUGGAGAGCAACGAACGCGAACGCCAACGCAUGCACAAACUCAACAAUGCCUUCCAAGCCUUGAGGGAAGUCAUCCCUCACGUCCGGGCCGAGAACAAGCUCUCCAAAAUUGAGACCCUCACGUUGGCCAAGAACUACAUUAAGUCCCUCACGUCCACCAUUCUCAGGAUGUCCAACGGACACCACCCGUCGGUUGAAGGCACGGGCUCUGAAGGCAAGUCCAAACUCUACGAACACUACCAACAGCAGUAUGAGGAAGGAGAUGAACCCAAGGAGCAACUUCAGAAGUACUCCACCCAAAUUCAUAGCUUCAGACAAGGCAGCUAAAGCUGUACGUCUGCAGUGGUCUUCCAGGGUCCAGGAAGACAUCCAACACGUCAAGUGGACGUAUGUGACUUUUCUCUGUAGUUUUGCAAAAUGGAAACCCAGCUUUGAACUUCUGAUUUACGAGAGGAUCUGGGCAUGAAUCCAUCUUACUUACAUGCAUAAGUAUAGAGUCUUAUAGGUCCCACAGGGUCUCCUCCAGCUUGUGCAUGGGAUUGAAUUAGAAGACUUCCAAGGUCUCGUCCAACUCUGAUAUUCUGUUAUAAUCCAUCCAGAUUUUUUAAUAUAGUUUAGUGUCUUAAAAAGUAAGAAUUUUUUUAACUUCUUUUUUAAAAAAAGAAAAGAAGCCAAUAUUCCUACAAUGAAUGUAAACUGCAAGCUGUUAGUUAUCCCAGGUCAGGAAGAUCUCCAGAUGUUUUUCAAGUUCAAUUUCCUAUUAGUUGUAGCCCUUAUGAUCCAAGAUGAGGGAUGUUCGUGUUAGCUCCUCAACAUCUGGAGAUCGAUAAAACACCCACCCACUCCCGUUUCUGACUUCAAGCUCAAACUAGAUAAAUUCAUGUUAGUUGUUAGAAUUUGUAUGAAUGUUAUAUAUAUAUGUUUGUAUGUGUGUGUUUUUAAUUGAUAAACCAGCAUGCAGGACUCUAGAUGCAAUAUGAAGUGUUAAUGCCACUUUAUAAGGCCUUGGUAAGGCCACACUUGGAAGACUGCAUCCAGUUUUGGUCGCCACGAUGUAAACAAAAGAUGUGGAGACUCUAAAAAGAGUGCAGAGAAGAGCAACUAAGGUGAUUAGGGGACUGGAGGCUAAAACAUAUGAAGAACGGAAAAGAAAUGAAAAAAAGGAUUAAGGGAGACAGUCUUCCAAUAUCUCAGGGGCUGCCCCAAAGAAGAGGGAGUCAAGCUAUUCUCCAAAGCACCUGAAGGCAGGACAAGAAGCAAUGGGUGGAAACUAAUCAAGGAGAGAAGCAACCUAGAACUAAGGAGAAAUUUCCUGACAGUGAGAACAGUUAAUCAGUGGAACAGCUUGCCUCCAGAAGUUGUAAAUGCUCCAACACUGGAAGUUUUUAAGAAUAGAUUGGAGAACCAUUUGUCUGAAGUGGUGUAGGGUUUCCUGCCUAAGCAGGGGGUUGGACUAGAAGACCUCCAAGGUCCCUUCCAACUCUGUUAUUCUAAAUUCUCAAUUUUAGAAGACAGACCUUGUGCAAAAAAGGGGCUUUAACAUCAUCAUCUCCUUUGGGAUCAGGACAAAGUAACUUUUCUAUUCCAAUAGAAAUUGGCGCGUCAGGAUAGAACCACAGUAAUGACUAGAGAAUAAAUAUUCCCUUCUCCCCGUUUUCAGGGUUUUGAUCUACGUAGACUAUGUUUUGUGUUUUAAUAUUUAAAAAAAACCCCACCAUAAAUAGCCUCUCAUUUAGCUGUCUGUAUUUUGCAUGCUGACGGAAGAUUUAUGUUUUCAAUCAAUGAAUUAAAUAGUCAAGAGUGUUUUGGUCUUCGUUUCUGUAUUCUGGGACUCGCGUUCUGCUGAUGAUGGUUAAGGAACAUGAACAGAUGUUUUUCUAAGCUGUUCAUGGAGACUGGGUGACUG
Messenger RNA from Ahaetulla prasina, 2991 nucleotides. RefSeq names its product basic helix-loop-helix family member a15 (gene BHLHA15). Lineage: Eukaryota; Metazoa; Chordata; Lepidosauria; Squamata; Colubridae. The transcript has 2 exons. Bases 900 to 1412 code for a protein of 170 amino acids. Gene Ontology annotation, molecular function: protein dimerization activity. The record is from RefSeq and is a predicted model, not a curated record.